CAUCGCAUCGCGCUGCACUAACCUAAUUCAACGCGGAUUUGACGUCUUGUCGGGAAAAACGCAAGCGAACUCCGCCACACGCACGUCCCGAUUUCAUUCGCCCCACACGGCCCCACGUCCAGCCGCCCCUUUUCAAUAUGCGCAUUACGCGCAUACCAGUAUGAGUUGUGCGGCGUCCAGGUGUCGAAAUAAACAUUGAAUCGAUGGACGAGUGCGACGCUUCAAUUCAGUCGCAAGAGCGCGUCUGAAGACCCCAGGAAGACCUAGGAUGGCUUUCGCGCCGUGGCUCACGGGGCCGCGCAGCGCGCGCUCACGUCGCUACGAUCGCAGUAAAUCAGAAGAUGUGGUGAAAUUAGAUCUAACUGAAGAUCCUAGUGAUAUUGCUAAAGAGAUUUUUACUGCAUUGAGUGCAAAUGAUUUACAUGAGGGCAAGACGUUGGCAUAUCUCAACAAUUUUGUCAAACUCAUCUUGCAUAUAUCCAGUGAUAUUUCUUUAUUAGGGUAUGCAAUUGAAGAAAUUUUAUAUUGUUUAAGAUAUUGCGUGACGCAUGAAUCGUCUGUGGUACGCGCUGGUGCGUUCCGUGCAAUGCGUCAUGUAAUCGCCAAUGAAGAAGACAUCGCACGUCUUAAUGAAUUGCACAUCCCUUAUUUAAUCGUGCGCGCGCUCGAUCUGGAGUAUAAAAACGAUGCAGUACGUGUGGAAGCGGUGAAAUUGACGCGUAAAGCGAUGCUCAUUGCGCCCGCACGCUUCCAUAUUGCUCUUGCGCGUUAUUUGGUUGCUCUCGCCAACGGUAUCGAAGAAAAAGACCGGAUGCUACGAGUGUAUCUUGCCGUUUUAUGCGAAUUAGGCACAUUAAAUCCUGAUUCGUUUAUAAGCACUGGCGGGGUGGCGGCCAUUACGCGUAAUUUACUCGAAUGCCAAACGCCAAAGAUAUCUGAAUCGCUUUGCGGUGUUUUAUUGCUGUUGUUAGACAGACCGAUCACCAGGAAUCACGCUGGUGUUGAUCUGCAUUGUGUAGCUGCGCCAUAUUGCGAUUUUCACUACCGCCAUGGUUGGAUGGACAAAAACAGGGAUGAACGUGAAUUAAAGUUCAAUUGCAGUCGAUUGGCUUUGCUUACGAUUCUGCGCAGCUGGCCGGGUAUUUUGCACUUCUGCAGCCCCAACGACGUCUCAGGUUUCAAAGCUAUUGUUGAUGUUUUGUAUUUGAAUCAAUUAGAAGUUAGGAAAGCCGUAUUAGAUUUGCUCUAUGAGCUGCUAAACUUGCCGCAACCCGAGUGGACGGAUGAGUUAUCAGUGGCGCUCUCCGCCGUUGACCCCGCCGAGCCGCAGGCGUCUUGGCGUCUCGGCGAAGGCUUCGUCGCCGCUGAAGGCCGCUCAAUUCUGCCGCAUCUCGCGCGCACCACGCCGAGUAUCAGUGACAUGCAUUUGUCGUUGCUGCUUUAUUGCUUCCUCGAAACGGGCCUGCUCGGUGCGCUCAGCGAAGUCAUCGCCACUAGUGAUACGUUUAUAAGUGUUCGCGCAACUGUUUUACUUGGUGAACUUUUGCGAUUAAUUCAAGUGCUACUGCCACCGGAAUGUUGUAAUAUUACGCCGGCUCUACCGAACCUCAUAGAAUACGCGACGACUAACCCACAGGCGUUGCGAGCGAUUACAGCGUUGCAACAAUUGCAUAAGUUACUAAAACGUCGCCCAGCAUCGCAGAGUCUUUAUUUGGAUUAUAUCCUGCGUUCUGGUUCCUCGGUAAAGACUUCACUACGCGCUGAGAAACUCAAAAGACAUAAAGCUUCAACCGCGCGUAUUCGUUUAACUCAACUGGUCACAAAGGACGCUGAUGAUGCUGUUAAGGACACCGGUGUACUUGCCAACAAGGAUGCCUUCACUUGGAACUGGAACGUCAUCCAAAUUAUUCUUAGGAGAGAAUCAGACUUUAUAUUAGACCUCACCGAUCAGAACCACAGGGCGUUCCUGAAACGCCUUGUUGAGUACUUUCUGCCGUCGAGUAAUCGUUACUCACAUAUGGAUUUAUCCUCGCCAAAGAAUCCGCAGGGAUAUACAACGGCUGGGAUUGAACUCAUUGACUGUUUAGCGCACAUGCGCGAUCCGCUCGCCGGGCGUUUCCUCGGCGAUCUUGUGCGCGACAUUUGCCAGCAGAUAGAGAAGAUAACACAGGGCAAAUCUGCGCAUGACUGCCUUUUUAGUCCGCAGCACAUGGGUAACACGCAGUGCCAAACUUAUUUUCUCUUUAUUGGACGCUUGGCGGCCUCGCAUCAAGGCGCUGAAGUUCUUGAAAGCUUUGAUAUGUUCAAUAAAUUGAAAAAUUUGGCGACAACAACAAAACAUGACUGCUAUGUGAAAUUGAUUAUUUCUUCGCUGGAUUAUUGUGAGAACGCCAAAUCGCACGAGAUACUCUCGGCUGUACUGAAAUGUGCCAACGAAUCAUCGCGUUUAUACGCGACACAGUUCCUCUUGGUGCUGCUGCGUGCAGGCUUGCCUAACUUUGACACUUGGGGAAUAAAACUACUCGCUGAACAACUCUCAGACCGCUCGCGCACUGUUUACCUCUCGGCGUUGUCCACAUUACAUGAAGCGUGUGAAGUAUCUAAGUAUCUCGAGCAGCUUAUUCAAAUUAACCCUAAAUUACUCCACUUGGAAGAGAAGGGUGCAUUGCUCUUAAUUCGUUACCUCAGCGUGCCGAGCGGUUUCAGUUUUUUGAAUCGUAAAAACUUCGUUAUUAACGAAUUACGUCGCUGGGACGAAUAUUUUAAUUACCGAUAUGUGUUCAUAAUCGAGGGUGAAACAGCCGAUGCCUUGACACAACACCAAAAAGGUGAAGAUGGCCGCUAUGACAAGCGAACGACAUCAUCGAGGUCCGGAACAAGGGCGGAUGUUUUCCUACCGCCGCAUUUGUACGGUCAACUGACUAAACACGCGGAGGGAUUGAAGAUUCUUGACGAACAUGGCAGUAUACCUAGUUUUAUACAGACAAUUGAAAACGCUUUGGGCCUGUGUGAAACUGAAGAAGAAAUAUUAAAAAUCAAAGCAGCGCUGUGGGCGCUCGGCCAUUUAUGCAACUCUGUCGCUGGUCUAGAGUUCAUUGUGAAUAAAAAUGUUCUUCUCUACAUCGUCCAUCUUGCCGAAGGUUGUGUCGUUUGGUCUAUUAAAGCGACUGCUUUCUACGUAUUAGGUCUUAUUGCAACUACCGACUUUGGAGCGGAUUGUUUAUUUAAAUUAGGUUGGGUUAGUACAAGACACGACCGACAUGAUCGAUGGCCUGUGAUACAAGAGGAACACUGGCACUUGAAUCAGGAACUGGCGAUGGAAAUGUCCGAACAAGAUCAAUUAUUCGACUAUUCAAUAUAUGUGCCUGCUGAUGCAGAUAGUUCCACCAUCGAGGAUGAUAUGAUCUACAUGUCGGGUGAAUCAACGUCCAAUCGUAAAUCGUCUACUUUACCACCGCAUUCAAAUUAUCAUAGCGGGCAACACACACGGUCUCUAUCCGAGUCGAAAACUUUUGAUUAUUUACGUGUGCGUAGAGAUACAGGUUCACAUCGAUAUCGGGAUAAUUCUAUCACUGAAAGCACCACUUCUGGUGUUAGUAGUUGUGAGUCUGCCAUUGGAAAAAGUGUUUUGAAUGAGGUGAGUUCAACUUUAACACCAAUUCCGAGCAUCUCCAGUUUGCUGACGAUCAAAACUGGUGGAAAAUUACGCCGACAUUCGGAAUCGUCACGAACGCGUAUAAAUUCUGACAGGUCGACUGUAUCACCGGCUGGAAGCACCAGUGGAAAGCUUAGUUUUCAGGAUCAUAUGGGUUAUAAAAUAAUAAGGCAUAUAAAGAUGCAGGCGAAGGAUUCGGAUGAUGAGAUGGAUUCUUUACCGCCUGCACUUGCAAGAGUACAUAGUUUAGAUCGCUCUAGAUAUCCAAGCACUUCUGAUGGGCGAAGUUCAUCCCUAAUGAACUUUAUCAAAGAUGGCCUGAGUUUAGCAUCGUUAGCAAGCGUAAAUAAGUUCAGUAUCAAAGAAGAAACUGUACGCAAAAAGAAAGGACAACUUUAUAUGGGUAUUGCACUACCGUUGGUCUUGGUGAAUUUGUUUCCUGAGUAUCAGGUUGCAGCCAGGAGGUUAUCAUACACUGCGGAUAGAACUUUAUUUGGCUCUGAUACAAGUACGGACAGUGAAAUCAGUGCGGGCACUCAAUCGUCCACUAAAAAAUCGCGAUUCAUUCACCGAGCAAAAGGCUGCAUGGUUUGUGGUUACUCAAGACAAAAAGAAAAGCGAUUGAAAUUCGUAACGUCCACUAGCACGCCAAAUACGAGUAUUUCUGAGAAAUCAUCGCCGCCCGCCAGCCAUUCAGCCCAGGAUGAUGAAAUAACAAGUUUAAAAAUCAGUAUUUUGAAUCAAAUCGAAAUGCUGAGCAACCCACUGGUCCAGAAGCACUUUCGGCAUAAUCUUCUCAAUUUAAAACAAAAACACCCCGAAGUAUUUCAAGAUCCGUGUCUUUACUCCGACGUCUGCAAGAUGCUGUCGGACAAUUCAUACCGUCUCAUGACUAGGAGAUUCAUACAGGAUAUAUUUUUCGACUCUAACUUAGAGCCUUUGUCGCGAGAGUUAAAAGUGAUGUUUUCUGCGGAGAGAGAACGCGUUGUCACCUGUGCAACUACUCCGGGUGCAUCGCGAAAAUUAAAAACGUUCUCGGCGAAUACUUCUUUAGAGGAACCAAAGACUUAUCAACAGACAGCUACUGAAGAGCGCAAAGCAGAGUUGGCGCCCUCUAGCGACGGACUGAAAAAGAAGAGGAAAGAGGUGUUGUCCGUAACCGUAGGCUUCACCAUCGAGCAAAUACAGGCGGCAAUCGAAGAUAAUGAUAUGAUUUCACCGACUAGGUAUCAGGCAAGCUCACCGCCGCCAUUGACAAGCGUAAAGAAGAAAACAUGGCGUCGAGUAGUGAGAAUAUGCUAGAAUUUGGCGUGCAUAAUGCUGAGGUACAAGUGCAUGCGCAUGCGCAUUCACAGGAUGGUAAUGAUAUUGUCGCUAACGCAAUGCGACCCAACUCGAUUUCCUUACCGGUUGAUAAACCUACGCCGAAUACGUGG
Dalotia coriaria is the source of this 5091-nucleotide messenger RNA. It is a transcript of the gene rictor, whose product is annotated as rapamycin-insensitive companion of Tor. Lineage: Eukaryota; Metazoa; Arthropoda; Insecta; Coleoptera; Staphylinidae. The record is from RefSeq and is a predicted model, not a curated record. Gene Ontology annotation, biological process: TORC2 signaling; positive regulation of phosphatidylinositol 3-kinase/protein kinase B signal transduction. Bases 269 to 4957 code for a protein of 1562 amino acids. Gene Ontology annotation, cellular component: TORC2 complex. Gene Ontology annotation, molecular function: protein serine/threonine kinase activator activity. The transcript has 15 exons.